Pogonomyrmex barbatus (red harvester ant) is the source of this 686-nucleotide messenger RNA. RefSeq lists its product as uncharacterized. Gene Ontology annotation, biological process: detection of chemical stimulus involved in sensory perception of smell; sensory perception of smell. Gene Ontology annotation, molecular function: olfactory receptor activity; odorant binding. Gene Ontology annotation, cellular component: plasma membrane. The record is from RefSeq and is a predicted model, not a curated record. Lineage: Eukaryota; Metazoa; Arthropoda; Insecta; Hymenoptera; Formicidae.
AUGCUAUCAAAUUUUCUGAGAGAAUAUAACAUCAAUCGGGUAUUUCUAUCGAUCAUAGGUUGUUGGCCGUUUCAAAAUAAGCUCGUGAGAAAUUCGUUACGGACUUUAUGUUUCCUGCUUGAAAUAAGUUACUGUCCGUUCGAGAUAUUAUUAUUGUACGAUCAUUGGAACGAUGGGCAAAUGAUUUUUGAAGGUUGUUAUCAAAUUGUCGUCUCAGCUUCAUUCAUUGUAAGACAGGUGAAUGAAUUUUGGAAUUACGACAAAUUUCGGCAAUUAUAUAAAACAAUUGAUGAGCAUUGGGAUAUAUUUACCAAUGAUAUAGAAAUUCGAAUUUUGAAAGAUUAUUCUAUGCUAUCGCGAAAAUUUACAAAGUAUUAUUCGAUGUUAAUGUAUAUCAUGAUGUCGAUAUUUAUAACGAUACCAUUAACACCCAUGAUCUUAGAUAUUAUAGUUCCUCUAAAUGAGUCACGUCCGCGAUUUUUUGCGCUUGUAGUCGAAUUUAGAGUGGAUAAAGAUGAGUAUUUUCUACCAAUUUUUUUCUACACUACUACAAUAAUCGUAGUGGGUACAAAUGUUACAAUGGCCAUUGAUGCAAUGCACAUCGCGUGUACCGCUCAUGCUUGUAGUCUUUUUGCUGCUAUCAGGUAAAUAUAUCGCAAAUGCGAUAAUAAUUUCAACUUUUGUGU